Molecule: messenger RNA, 996 nt
Organism: Akanthomyces muscarius
Lineage: Eukaryota; Fungi; Ascomycota; Sordariomycetes; Hypocreales; Cordycipitaceae
Exons: 5
Coding region: 1-996 (331 amino acids)
Biological process (GO): tricarboxylic acid cycle
Cellular component (GO): mitochondrion; succinate-CoA ligase complex (ADP-forming)
Molecular function (GO): succinate-CoA ligase (GDP-forming) activity; succinate-CoA ligase (ADP-forming) activity
Source: RefSeq, a predicted model, not a curated record
AUGCAGGCCGUUCCCAGAUCUGCCGCUCGCUCGGCCCUCCGCCAGGUCUCGAGCCGCUCAUACAGCUCCUCGUCGUCCCCCUACUCCCAGACGGUCGACAACCUGCGCAUCAACAGCGACACCAAGGUCCUCUUCCAGGGCUUCACCGGCAAGCAGGGAACUUUCCACGCCCGCCAGGCCAUUGAAUAUGGCACCAAGGUUGUUGGUGGCACCAACCCCAAGAAGGCUGGCCAGACCCAUCUCGACCUCCCCGUCUUCAAGAACGUCUCCGACGGCGUAAAGCAGACCGGCGCCACUGCCACCGCCCUCUUCGUCCCCCCCCCUCUGGCUGCUGCCGGUAUCGAGGAGGCUCUCCUGGCUGAGAUUCCCCUGGCCGUCUGCAUCACCGAAGGCAUUCCUCAACAUGACAUGGUCCGCAUCACCGACAUGCUCAAGACGCAGAACAAGACGCGUCUUGUCGGCCCCAACUGCCCCGGUAUCAUCGCCCCCGGCCAGUGCAAGAUUGGCAUCAUGCCCGGCUUCAUCCACAAGCGCGGUCGCAUCGGCAUCGUGUCGCGCUCCGGCACGCUCACCUACGAGGCCGUCAACCAGACGACGCAGGCCGGCCUGGGCCAGUCGCUCGUCGUCGGCAUCGGCGGCGACCCCUUCUCGGGCACCAACUUCAUCGACUGCCUCAGCGUCUUCCUCAAGGACGAGAACACGGACGGCAUCAUCAUGAUUGGCGAGAUUGGCGGCGCCGCCGAGGAGGACGCCGCCGAGUUCCUCAAGCAGAACAACACGGUCAACGGCGGCAAGCCCGUCGUCUCCUUCAUCGCCGGCAUCUCCGCCCCGCCCGGCCGCCGCAUGGGUCACGCCGGUGCCAUUGUCUCUGGCGGCAAGGGCGGCGCCGACUCCAAGAUUGCCGCCCUCGAGGGUGCCGGCGUCAUUGUCGAGCGCUCCCCCGCCGGUCUCGGCAAGGCUCUCUACGACGAGUUUGUCCGCCGCGAUCUCCUGUAA